This is a messenger RNA of Cylicocyclus nassatus, 416 nucleotides long. The record is from the annotation of a GenBank genome assembly. Lineage: Eukaryota; Metazoa; Nematoda; Chromadorea; Rhabditida; Strongylidae.
GCUGGAACAUGAAAGAAGCCGAAUAUCAUGUCUACAGAAUGCCAUGCGAAAAAGACAAGGACACUGAGAUUUACACGAACUAUACUGCUUUUCCUGACUACCGAUGCAUUGCAAAAGGAAAUGGCACCGCUAGUGUUAUUUUGAUGGGAGAUUCGAUUGCAUGCAGAGCAUAUUUUCGUUUUAAUGCUCCAAUCAUAGAACUGGAUACAGAUUUUGUUUACAAACAGUCUCAAAGCAACAUUGAGUUUAUCAGUAAAUACACGAAACAUUUUGUUCUUGAUCUGCCUUAUUGCACGCCUGGAAUCAAUGUUGGUGCUAGUCUUGCAAGAAAACUUCAGCUUGGUCUUCUGCCUGUUUUAGAUUACAGCAGUGCGCCGAAAGGACACGUUAUCAAACGGUACGAUUGCGCUCACUAA